AUGGCGACUUCAUCGGCUGCUUUUAGCACAGAAGAAAACCCACAUGACAGGUCCCAGAGCGAGGACUAUGUUCAAAUGGAGAACGCUUCGCAUGAACCCCCUGCCAAGCCCAAGAAGAAGCGUGGGAGGCCCAGGUUUGAGAUACAAGAUGGGUCCGCUGCAGAUCGCCGCCGUACGCAGAUCCGCGAGGCUCAAAGGGCCUAUCGGCAACGCAGAGAAGGCACCCUCGACGAGCUACGCAGGCGAGUUUCUGAGCUUUCGGACAUGAUGGAACUCAUGAACAAAGCCUUCAUGGAUUGUUUCGACCGGCUGACCGCCUCCGGCCUUUCCGCGAAGUCCAUGCAGGACAUACGAGAAACUUCAGCUCAGUUCAGGGCCUUCAUGAAGCGUGUACGAGAGCCUAGCGACCAAAGUGACCUGGAGACGGCUGAGAGUGUCGAGCGACCCCUCUCUACGCCUGCUGCUAACGGUGAUGCGAAAGCGUCUGAGAAUCCCAACUUCAUCCCGCUGGACAUUGCGAUGCUUGACACGAGUUUUGCGAACGGAGCUGAAGACGACAUGGCUGCGAAUUGGACCGAUUCAAGCCAAGAUAGCCAGGCUGUUGUCUCAUCAGCAUCACUGUACCGAACUUCGUUGGAGGCUACUUGUUCCAUGCCGCUCGAACUCAGCCCACCCGUGACGUACAGCUUCCAAGAAUCUACUUUCGGCCGGAGACUGCACAGGUCAUGUCUUGAACAAAGCUAUCAGUUAAUUCUGGAUCCGAACCAGAGACCGGGCGUAUACCAGCAGGUGUUUGAGCUUUCAUUAUUGCGGCGAGACAAGUCGAAUUUGACGUCGGCCUUGAAGACUUCGCUAAGCAGAGGAUCACAUGAGUGUUUGCACACUAGCAUUCCCGUCAUUCAUAUUGGUGGUGCCGGAACACAUUACCCCAGGCGAGAUGCAUUCGGGAACCUCCGACCUAAGAGAAAAGCGUAUAAUGUGGGUGUCAUUGGUCCUCAAAUGUUGGCGCUUCUGGAACACGCUGCCCACGAAAACCUAACGACAGAUAUGACGGUCGACCUUGUGGGAUACGAGGGAGAGUGGCUGGACGCAUAUGAUGUUGAAGGUUAUCUCAACGAGAAGGGCAUAUUCAUCGAUCCGAAUUCGUCGUUUGUGGAAAUAGAAGUACCUGCUUCUCGAUCAGCCGCAUCCAUCCCCUUGAGGGGUUUGACAGAGUCCUCGGAGAACAGUCUAUCAGAUGUGUCAGCAGACUCGUGGCUGGACUUCUUCCAGUCUACCGGGAACAUUAGUGAAGUGAGCGAAGCGCUGGGAUCAUCACAUGUGAGCUUACCGGCAGCUCAGGAGAAGAAGACUACCACAAUCGACGUAACUCGAUUUGUAAGCCUCUUGACGGCAUCCCGCGUCUGCCUGGGGUGGUGCCCUGGUUUCAAGCGACACGACGUCGAUCGAGCCUUGGCAAUGUCAUCGCUUGAUGCACUUUGA
This is a messenger RNA of Zasmidium cellare ATCC 36951, 1482 nucleotides long. RefSeq lists its product as uncharacterized. The record is from RefSeq and is a predicted model, not a curated record. Lineage: Eukaryota; Fungi; Ascomycota; Dothideomycetes; Mycosphaerellales; Mycosphaerellaceae. Gene Ontology annotation, molecular function: DNA-binding transcription factor activity. Gene Ontology annotation, biological process: regulation of DNA-templated transcription. The transcript is spliced from 3 exons. Bases 1 to 1482 code for a protein of 493 amino acids.